Molecule: messenger RNA, 678 nt
Organism: Chrysoperla carnea
Lineage: Eukaryota; Metazoa; Arthropoda; Insecta; Neuroptera; Chrysopidae
Exons: 4
Coding region: 13-678 (221 amino acids)
Source: RefSeq, a predicted model, not a curated record
UUUGUUAUUAUUAUGAAUUCAAUAAAAGUAUUAAAAAUACUUCUCCAGUUUAUUUCUUCUAUAGCUGUAAUAAAUGGAAAUUUAAUUACAUUAGAUGGAGAAUGUCCAUUUGCUGAUCUUAAGCCAACACCAAUUGCAGUUGUUCCAGUUCUAAAAGGAAAAUUCAAUGCAAUCGCUGAAACAGCCCAAGGUGGUAUCAAUCGAACUGAUAUUGCUGUGACUUUGAAACAAGUUGAAUCGGACACAGUUAAAAUUACAGAUAGAUUUCUAUCGACAGAAACUGAUGAAUGUAUGGAAUUUUUGAUUUAUAUCACAGCUACAGACCAAUUAGGAGUCUAUAAAGCACAAUAUCAAGUUGCUCCCGAUACGAACUUCGUAGAAUAUACAGCAUACUUUUUAGCACUUGAUAUAUUAACUUUGAGAGCUCUUGCUAUUAUAUGUCACAAUUUACCCGAUUCAAAAUAUCAAGUUGAAAUUGCAGUACUAUCAGCAUUAACAUCAAAAUACGACGAAAUAACACAGAAACAAGUUAAAAAAGUAUUAGAGGAUAAUAAUAUAGGGUAUUUAAAUGAAUAUCUUGUCGAAAUUGAAAGAAAUGAUAAAUGUGGUUUUUCGCCAUCGGAAAUAAUUGAUUCAUUAUUACCAUCUAAAGAUGCUUUGUUACCCGGUAAAUCAUAG